GGCAGUGCGGCGCUGCUGGGGCGGCCCAGUGUGGAGGGUGGGAGGCCUGGGCCUGCUCUGGUAAUUCCACAAAGAACCGCAGUCUGAAGUAGUUCAGGGGCCAAAAGGUGCCGUACGGCUGUUGACAAGAGCACAGCCCAUGGUUAGCAUCAUGGCGUGGUUAAUUUCUUGAAUAAUGCUCUGGGAUGGUUGCCUUUUAUUUAGAAUUGAUGAGGAGAUGCAGUACAGUAAGCUUGGCAGCACAGCACAGUUAAUUUAGGAGGUACUCCUGCCACGGAGCCUGGAGUUGUGCAGCAUCUUGUGGGGCUCUGGUGGGCUGACAGUGAAUGGUUUGUGUUUUUGUGUGUGUGGGUUUCCAUAUAACACCAGAGUCACUUUGGAAGUGGCCCUGUGAGGCCCAGAGGAAACCAGCAGCAGUCUGUAUGCCUUUAGGGCUCCAACUGGCUCCCGGACUGGGACAGCCCUGCCUUAAGUUCCCUGUAUUAACUUGUCCAUAAGGAAGCAGGUGCUGCAGCUUCUGCUCACUUCAGGUCUUGGUUAGCUGAGACCUCCCAUCUAAGCAAGGGCUGAGGGAGAUGGACUUCUGCAGCCUGGAGAAGAGAAUGUUCAAGGCAGACCUCACUGUGGCCUUCCAGUACCUGAGGGGAGCUUAUGAACAGGAAGAGAGCAACUUUUUACUCAUUCUGAUAUUGAUAGAACAAGGAGGAAUGGCUUUAAACUAAAAGAGGGGAGAUUUAGGUCAGGUAUCAAGGGGAAAUUCUUUCCUCAGAGGGCGAUGAGGCACUGGUGCAGGCUGCUCGGAGAAGCUGUGGGUGCCCCAUCCCUGGAAUUGCCCAUGACUAGGCUGGAUGGAGUCCUGGGCAACUUGAGCUGGUGGUUGGCAGCCAACCCACAGCAGAGCUUGGAACUGAAUGAUCUUUAAGGUCCUUUCUAACCCAGGCCACUCUGAUCUCUCCCUGAACGCCCUCCCUUUCCACUGCUGUUUUUCCAGGCUGAUGAUCCAGUGCAGUAAUGACUGCUGUACAAAAUAUAUCUGGAAACCACUUUUUUAUUGCACCUCUAAGAAGUCCACCCAACUCUUUGAAUUAAUAUUUACUGGAAAUACUUUUAAGAAACAUGUGUUAAAUAAUGCCACUAACAGUACAAGCAGAGGAGAGAAAUGGGGAGUGUUAUCCUUAAGUGCUUUUGCAUGUUUGGUUAGAUAUUUCACAAGGAAACAGAGGUCUCUGCUAUGUGCACAAUGCCUCCUUCAUGACACAUGCAGGCUGGGACAGCUGUCUUUUAUAUCACAAGGGCAAAGGUUUCAGAAGCAUCUAAGCACCCAUCAGUCUAAGAUACAGCAGAUUCCAUUUACACAGAUUUCAACAGGGUGAGCCACUGGCUGCUGUUGCAACAUUUAAAAUCCCUAUGAAGAAAGGAAAAGGAGGUGUUCAAAACAAGAUCCUUGAACUGUGUACUAAAAUCUGUCACAGAUCUUGAAAAACAGGACAAAAUAACCACAAAUAAUUACUUUUUUUCUAUAUUGAACACUGAAAAAGACACAGAUUGCUCAGCAGGGUUUUUGCUUUGUGCUCAUCAUAAAUUAUGCAGCCUUUCCAAAGAUAGAAUAAGCAUAUCACACAUAUUCAUGAUUCCUUAUGGUAAAUGAAGAUGCAUAGUCUUGGAAAAAUCAAGGCUGUUAUGGGAACCCUGAAAAGUUCAGAUUACAAAGUACAGUAACAAAUUGUUUGUAACCAUAGAUAAGCACUUAUCUAUGCUGCAAAAGUUGUAUUUCAUAUGCAGUGUCUUUAUGUUGGUCUGAGAACAGUUUCUGUUACACGACCUGUAGGGGAAUAUGAUAGGCUCAAGUAGCUACCAUGAAUAUUUUACACCAAACUUUAAUAUGUUUCAGCUUACACCCACCAUUAAAUAUUCAGUGUCUGAAAAGAAAGCUCUCCUUGUGCCUUUGUCAUUCUCAUCUGAGACUUCAUGCUAGUAGGUGUAAUACAUGGAUGGCCCUCUUCUUCAUUUUGACCAUUUUUUUGAGCUUUGCUUGUGACCAUGGGGAGCUGCAACUUCCACACCACAAGGACUGUCAAAGUGGAGUUCACUGCAGAAGAAAACAGAAUCUGACAAACUGUCCAGCAGGCUUCUUCUGCCCUGAAGGAAGCACCUCACCAGUUCCAUGUCCCCGAGGCACUUUCCGUUCCGAAGGAGCAGCACUGACAGCACACAGCUGCUUGGCUUGUCCAGUGGAUUUCUUUAACCCCAUGCCUGGUCAAAAAGCAUGUCUCCCAUGCGGCUCAGAGGCAGCACAGCCCGCAGAAGGACAAGAAACAUGCAUAUGUCUUGGGAAAGGCCAGGUUUUUCAGGCUCGUGAUGCUCACUGCACGUGCCCUCUGGGUUAUCAGAGCUCUGUGAGUGGCAGAAGACAUUGUGUCAGAAGAACAUAUGAUAUCUGUCGAGAUUCAGCCUCCCGAAAUCAGGAAGGACGGUGUCUGACCAAGAAGGAAUGGACUCACUAUUGCUCAGAAAAGGUUUGUACUAUUCCCAGGGAUUAUCAAGGCUAUGACAAGGUUCUUGGCCUCUGCAUCUGUCAAACUGACCGUUUGGAGAACAUCUGUGAUUCUCAGUGUAGGAGGCAACAAAGAGAAACCCUGCAAAUCGCCUGUGCAGAGGAAAACCCUCAGCUUUUUAUCACUUACAGAAAUGGAAGCAAGGCUGCCAUUCUCUUAGAAGAAUUACGAACAGUUCUACUAGGAUCAUAUUUCCCUUUAAAAGAUGUCUGCACUUCAGAACAAAGCAAAUACUUUCAUCCAGCAUACAUCGUGAAAGCAAGUGGGAGAGGAUUUUUAGGAGUGUAUAAUCCUGACCCACAGCUGUUUCAUAACUUCAUCAUGCUGAACAAGGCUUCAUCACUUCACAAAAACAGGUCUUCCUCCCCAACAGCUCCAGUUAAUUCUGACCAUGAAGAACCCAGAUCUUCCCUCAUACAAAGCCUGAGACCUUCAACCUCCACAUCAAAAAUCAUAUUUAGUGGCAUCUUAAAUCCUACCACAUGCAUCAGUGCUAACGUUACCAUUGUGUUCAUCGUCUCCAAGGAGCAUUACCCAGUUUAUGAUGUGAACAACUUGUACAACACAAACACCGACUUUGACUGGGGGGACUUUCGAAGACUUGCAGAGGAAAUAAGAGCUGUUUCCCAAACCUUCCUCUUCUUCCUUUUCCAGUUCCAGCACCCUGGUACCUAUGUGUUACAGCUGAGCAGCAAUCAGCACAAAAAAAUGUACAUUAGGGUCAUGCCACUUGGAGGACAAUGUUAUGAAGAGGGGCCAUUCUUCCCCACAACUCCCAGAUAUGCUGUGCAGGUGGGCAUUGCCAGAAAGCAAGACCUCCUACUGAAACCUGACUGGACAACCAUUAUUGGAGUGAUCACGGGACUUCUCACAUUGCUUAUUACCUGUGUGGUGUUGACACUUCUUUGUCAGGGACUUAGCUGGUCACAGAAGGACACUGCCUGCCCUCCAUUUCGAAGGCAGCAGCUGAAAUACAAUCUGGACAGAUAUUCCUCCAAUGUACCAACAGUCUUUCCCAUCAGAAAGUAUCACCCCUGGCUGCAGAACAAGGGUAGCAUGGAUGCUGACUCUUGCAACACUGGUGGAACAGCCUGCUCCAUGAAAAAGGGUGGUGUUUGGGAACCUGAAGUACAGAUAGACCUUGAGUUGUUUAACACCAACGUUUUCUUCGAACUUUUGCUGAGGCAGUCACAGUCAGUCACAGCCAAACUGGGCCAUUUCAAAGAAGAGGUGAAAACAUUUUAUCACAAGCUUACAAGUGAAAUAUCUGCACUGAAAAGCCUUUGGAUCAUGACACUAAAUAUCCCAGAAGAGAUAGAGUCUUAUGAGAGCACAACGAUGGAGAAUUACUUAAAAGCAAAACAGCAGGCAGAAGAAGAAAUGCAGCACAGGAAGCAGUUGGCUGCAGAAUAUGAGGAAUGUGUGAACAAACAGAUGCAGUUACUGCAGCAUGAUCUGAAAUGCCAGGAAGAGCAUUAUGUCACGUUCAAUUCUGCCCUGCGAGAGGCAGUGAGGUUGGCAGAGAUGCUGACAAAUAAGAUGGCUUGUAAAAGAAGCCCAACCACUUGGUCCCAGCCAGACUGUAAAAGCCUGUUAGCCCAGAUAGAUGCUGCAAGCAACAGGAUGUCAAGCUUAAUAAUAACAGAGAGCCACCGCCUGAAAGCAUGGGGAGUGCUGGGUGAAGGAACAGGAGCUCACCUUCUUAACAAAGAUAAAACCAGGAUCCUUACCAAACAGGAGCUUGUGGACCCAAAGGGCAGUGCCCGAGCACCUGAUGUUAUCUCUGUGGAUCCUGUCACUGGGCUGUUAAUUCCCAGCCCACACUGUGCCAUGCUGCUGAGCAGCCAGUGCUCUGGGCCAGUACCAAGCAACCAUUUCCUGCAUCCAGGCACUGGGAAGGUGCUUCACAUAGCGGGCAACGUUGGUUAUGAUCCCAUCAGAUCUGGGCUGGUCUGUACUGUUGAUUCUGCUUCAGGUGAGCGUCAGAAACCUGAAGUGCCCAUAUUUCCUUACAUUCCUUACCCACUUUGUCCUGACACUGGCCUACCUGUGAAGACAAAACUUCCAGUCCUGUGUCCUGAAAAAAUAUUUGGUCUUGGAGGACUCAUGGCAGAUCCAGUGACAGAAAUAGAAGUACCAGUGCUUGGGGUUACGAUCCAUCCUCACACUGGGCAAAAGCUGGCUGUUGGUGGGACAUACCUCAACCCCAUCACCAGCACACUGACACCGCUGGAGAUCGGGGGUCCUAUGACAGAGCCAGAGGGAGGCAAGAUUGUUCCAAUCCUCGGGGUUGGUUUGGAUGGUAACACUGGAGAAGUUAUACCUCUAGGUGGGCUGACGGAUCCUUCUGGAAACUUAAUGCUUAUUGGAGAUUCCUUCAUUGAGCCUCUGAGUGGGAAAAUUGCCCGAGUACAGGGAGCUCACCUGCAGCAAGACAAGGUUCUGCCCCACGGUGGCAGUUACCAAGCAGUGCUGGAAGCUGAGUGGCUGCUAUCCCAAAGUCGUGUGGUGGAUGCUCUAAAGAAGCUUAAGGCAUCAGUUUUGGAAGAUACCUGUCUAGCAGCAGACAGAUUGGCAGUGCUAAAGGCUUCAGUAGAAGAUAUGAAGAAGUCUUUCACUGCUAGAUUUUACCAUGCAAUGCACUGCUUGAAAAGCCUCAAGAAAAAACAAGAAAUAGCCUCAAAUGUCAAGAGUAAUGGUGGGAAUCUGGGUAUGAUCAAAUAUCCGGGCACAGAGAUGUGGAUCCCUGCAGUGUUUGGAAUGAAAAUCCCAGAUCCCGGAGGGUCCAGUUUGAUGGUGCCAAUUCUGGGAAUAGACUUUGACUGGAAUAACAGGCAGCCUUCCCCACUCGCAGGGACCAUGGAAGAUGGAAAUGGAAAAGGCCUUGUCCCUAUCGCUAUUGGUGCCAGAACCAUAAGUCCAAUUACAGGUGAAAUUGGACCUGUUAUUGGUGCUCAAACCCACCCCCAGACACACAACGUAAUUCCUGUUGUUCAGUCCUUCAGAGCUUUACCAAGAGCCACGGAUUCAGAGCUGCUGGACCUCCUAGAGAAGGAAAUAAAUUCAAGGCAAAUAUACUGGCACUGCAGAAUAAAAAAGGAAGAAGGGCUCCUUAAGGAACUGAGUUCUCUAUUUCUUCAUGUCCUUGAUGCUGCAAAAGAGGGAAAGGCACAGAAGAUAAAAUACAGGGGAGAAGUGAAAGACAUUGAGGAAAUGUGUCAUUUUCUUGAAGGGUCCUCUCUGCAAGAAGCUGAGAGAAGAGCUUCAAAGUAUUUCAGCAGCCAGCUGGGCACUGCAUUACCCUUACUAUUCAAAGGUGACAGAGAUGAAAAAGAACAGGAAAUACAGGUUCUGCUGGAGAUCAGAAAGGCACUGGAAAAACUGAUGCAGUUUGUUAAGAAGAUACAAGAAGAAGAAAAGAGAAUAUGUGUGCAGAUUACACAGAGAGAGAAGCAGAGGGGAUGCACAUCAAGUACAGAAACAGUAACCAAUGUGAUGCUCAGACAGGUUAUACUCGCUCUAGCCUCUGAAUUUCAGGAAUGCAUGCUGAAACAACAAGCUAACGUGGAGACAGCAUACACUAAGCUGGAAUUUUUGAGGGACUUGUCAGAUAUCCAAACCCAGCAGGCAAAGAUGCUUUUCUGUGGGUCACAGCACUGUUUUGAAAACUAUGAGACAGUCAGAUACUAUGGCAGUAGUGGGAUCUCACACAGUACAUGCAAGGCCAUCGAUCACAGUGUGAUCCCACUGCUCAAGUCUAUGGUUCAGAUGCUGGAGGAAGAUAGCAGAAGUUACGUAUCAUCUGAGACACCUGAUGAAGACAGGAUUAUCGCUGCAUUUCCAGUUCAGGUGUAAUGCAGAGAUGUUUGUUUCAUCAUUCAGAAACAGCACAUUCUUCUCAGAGUAAACAAGAUGCCUUCUCGAGUCAAGAAGGAGAACUAAUAGUAGUGGAUUCUGCAGCCCUAUCCACGAGGGAGUUUGUCAUAUAUCAGUAUGGCAUCUCUUUGCUGCAGUUUCUCAGACUUCACAUUGAUGCUCCAGAAGUUAACCUGUGUGUUGCCUCCAGUAUUCCUCUCUGUAAUGCCACAGGCAAUGCCUUCAGGAACUCUUUCUUUUAUCAGACUUCCAAGAACAAACUGUUCAUCCUGAGGGAUUGCCUGGGUUCUGCUGGAAGUUUCCUCUUGCUCCUUGUGCACUGCUUUGCUCACAUCACUGCUGCUGACUUCAGCCAAGACACCAACCCAACCUUUCUGAGGCUUUUUUAUCAGGCACUAAAGACUUGCCUUGGUGAGAUGUUUUCUCUCAGACUUCAGCUGUCAGCAGUUCUCCAAGAUAAUAAAUCCUCUGGGAUAACUGAGAUGUUGCUGAAGGAAGAGCCAUUCUCCAAGGAAGAAAUAAGCCUGAUCUCCCAACUUUUUGAGGUGAAAGGGAAAAACCUCACAGAAAUUGAAGCCUUGGAGAAGAUAAGAAGACAGACUGACUCCUGGUCUGGUUGAAAACUCACCAUCCUUUUUUUCCAUACUUCAUUACAAAAUGGCAAUUAAAAGCUGCUUAUAGAUAUUAGGGCUCCCUAUUUGCAGCCAUCAAUUCCUAACAAACAUCUGUUUCAAAUCUAACAGCCUCACAAGUAUCAUUUUUACCUGGAAAAAAAAACCCUCAUAGCACAAAAAAAAUUAUUUGGCCUCAUACAAAUCACUAGGACAGCAUCAAAAGCAGCACUAUGAAAAAUGUAUGUAAAGAGUCUAUUAAAGGCCUUUAAAGUUACUGAUCUGCUCUCUGCAUUUCUGUGCUUACUGAAUGACAAGUUUGAGGAACCACUAAAUGACAGCUUGUUUGAGAAGAGAAAAAAGCAUUUCCUUCAUGCCUUAGGCAGCUAUAAAAAGGGCAGGUUUGGAUGGAGGAUGUGAUUUGUGAUGGUGUAGUUGAAUACAAAGCAGAUCAUGACACCUUUUCAUUAUGACCUCACUUUACACUACCAAAGCCAAUCUUCACAACCUGCUACAUCUGGGCAGGUUGGAUGAAGGGUAG
This is a messenger RNA of Phasianus colchicus (ring-necked pheasant), 7583 nucleotides long. The record is from RefSeq and is a predicted model, not a curated record. Lineage: Eukaryota; Metazoa; Chordata; Aves; Galliformes; Phasianidae.